CGGGCCUUGGGGCCGGGUGUCGGACGCGAUGGCCGCGCACCUGUCCUACGGGCGCGUGAACCUGAACGUGCUGCGCGAGGCGGUGCGGCGCGAGUUGCGCGAGUUCCUGGACAAGUGCGCGGGCAGCAAGGCCAUCGUCUGGGACGAGAGCCUCACGGGGCCGUUCGGCCUGAUCGCGCAGUAUUCGCUGCUGAAGGAACAUGAGGUGGAGAAGAUGUUCACGCUUAAAGGGAGUCGCUUGCCGCCAGCUGACGUCAAGAACAUCAUCUUUUUUGUCAGACCCAGGCUAGAGCUGAUGGAUAUAAUUGCCGAAAACGUGCUCAGCGAAGAUCGGCGCGGCCCGGCCAGAGACUUCCACAUCCUGUUUGUGCCGCGGCGGAGCCUGCUGUGUGAGCAGCGGCUGAAGGACCUGGGCGUGCUGGGCUCCUUCGUGCUCAGGGAGGAGUACGGGCUGGACCUUGUUCCGUUCGAUGGGGACCUGCUGUCCAUGGAGUCAGAGGGCGCCUUCAGGGAGUGCUACCUGGACAGUGACCAGACGAGCCUCUACCACGCGGCCAAGGGGCUCAUGACCCUGCAAGCUCUGUACGGGACGAUCCCCCAGAUCUUCGGGAAGGGAGAGUGUGCCAGGCAAGUGGCCAAUAUGAUGAUCAGGAUGAAGAGGGAGUCCACGGGAAGCCAGAGCGCCGUGUUCCCCGUCUUCGACAACCUCCUGCUGCUCGAUCGCAACGUGGAUCUGCUGACGCCACUGGCCACGCAGCUCACCUAUGAGGGGCUCAUUGACGAGACCUACGGCAUCCAGAACAGUUACGUGAAGUUGCCCCCCGAGAAGUUCGCACCCAAGAAACAGGGCGACGGGGGUAAGGAUCUCCCCACAGAAGCAAAGAAGCUCCAGCUGAACUCCGCGGAGGAGCUGUAUGCCGAGAUCCGGGACAAGAACUUCAACGCAGUAGGCUCCGUGCUCAGCAAGAAGGCGAAGGUCAUCUCCGCGGCCUUCGAGGAAAGGCACAAUGCCAAGACGGUUGGGGAGAUCAAGCAGUUCGUCUCCCAGUUACCCCACAUGCAGGCAGCCCGCGGCUCCCUGGCAAACCACACCUCCAUCGCCGAGCUCAUCAGGGAUGUGACUGCCUCCGAAGACUUCUUCGACAAGCUGACGGUGGAGCAGGAGUUCAUGACGGGCGUGGACACUGAGAAGGUCAACGGGUACAUUGAGGACUGCAUCGCCCAGAAGCAUCCUCUGACCAAGGUGCUGCGACUGGCCUGCCUGCAGUCUCUGUGCAAUGGCGGGCUCAAGCCCAAGGUCCUGGACCACUACAGAAGGGAGAUCCUGCAGACGUACGGCUACGAGCACAUCCUGACCCUGCACAACCUGGAGCAAGCGGGGCUGCUGCGGCCGCAGACAGGGGGCAGGAACAGCUACCCCACCAUCCGCAAGACCUUGCGCCUCUGGGUGGACGACGUCAACGAGCAGAGCCCCACGGACAUCUCCUACGUGUACAGCGGCUAUGCCCCGCUCAGCGUGCGGCUGGCCCAGCUGCUGGCCCGGCCCGGCUGGCGGAGCAUCGAGGAGGUUCUGCGCAUCCUCCCGGGGCCCCACUUCGAGGAGCGGCAGCCCCUGCCUGCGGGGCUGCAGAGGAAACGGCAGCCCGGGGAGAACCGAGUCACGCUGGUCUUUUUCCUCGGGGGUGUCACCUUUGCCGAAAUCGCUGCUCUGCGCUUUCUGUCCCAGCUGGAAGACGGGGGCACGGAGUAUGUCAUCGCCACCACCAAGCUGCUGAACGGGGCCAGCUGGCUGGAGUCCCUGAUGGAAAAGCCCUUCUAGCGCCUUCCAGACUCCGCGAGCCACCUGCCCGCACUGCCGCCGCGGUGGGCACCCCAGACGACGUGUGCCCCGGGGCCGGCUCCUUAAACCUCGCUGCGUCCUCUCUC
Molecule: messenger RNA, 1926 nt
Organism: Condylura cristata (star-nosed mole)
Lineage: Eukaryota; Metazoa; Chordata; Mammalia; Eulipotyphla; Talpidae
Gene: VPS33A
Product: vacuolar protein sorting 33 homolog A (S. cerevisiae)
Exons: 13
Coding region: 29-1819 (596 amino acids)
Biological process (GO): intracellular protein transport; vesicle-mediated transport
Cellular component (GO): lysosome; CORVET complex
Source: RefSeq, a predicted model, not a curated record